Neocloeon triangulifer is the source of this 2462-nucleotide messenger RNA. Its product is annotated as dynein axonemal intermediate chain 7-like. The record is from RefSeq and is a predicted model, not a curated record. Gene Ontology annotation, cellular component: axoneme. Gene Ontology annotation, molecular function: microtubule binding; beta-tubulin binding. The transcript is spliced from 13 exons. NCBI's taxonomy places the organism in Eukaryota, Metazoa, Arthropoda, Insecta, Ephemeroptera, Baetidae. Bases 1 to 2361 code for a protein of 786 amino acids.
AUGUCAAGUGACAUUCGAAAGCACAAUGAGCUGGAGUUGUUCCUACCUGAUAAGAUAAAGGGUCCAAAGAAGAAGAAAAAGCUGACUAAAGAGGAAAAAGCAAAGCUACGAGCUGAAGAGCUAGAGCGGAUUCACCGGGAGGAAGAAUUUGAAAGAGAACGACUUGCGAAAGAAGCGGCGGAGGCGUUGGAAGCCGCCAGGCAGAAAGCGGAGGAUGAUGCGAAAAGAGAAGUCCAGGAGCAAAUUUGGCGAAUGGAGCAGUUGGAGCACACCGAAGAAAUUGUGUCCACAUUGCUCGCUGAAGUGUCAGAAGCCGAAAUGCAGGAGCGACAGGAGAAGCAGUGGGAGCAAUACAUGAAGUGCGAUGGCCUACCUGACCCUGCCUCACCUCCUGGCAUGCACACCUACCUCCAUUUGUGGAGAUCAGAGCCGAGUGCCCGUCGCAAUAUCGAGCCGGUCGUGGAGAAAACGGCAGAAGUACUUCAACUCCUUUUCGAUUUGGAUGAAUUAAUCGAAACUGACUCUGGUGGGAAGUUGCAACCGUUAUGGAGGGAAGUGCGUCAAAAAGUGCGAAACGAGCAGCAACUGCGUCUGGACGAGGCCACCUACGGCCUCCUGAGGGCCGCUUCCACAAUGGUGGCCUCCGUCGACUCGACCCUCGUGCGGUACCAUCGAGACGCCAGCCCCUUCCUCACCCUGACGCUGCACACAGAUCUGGCAGCCCCUUUGUCAGACGCGCCUCCUCCAACUUGGAACUUCGAAGAGUUGGGGGUGUCCAUGCAAAUGCCGCCGCAGUUCGUUGGCCUCCACGCCGCAGCCCGGGCACUGUGGUUACGCUACGACCACUACACCGACCUUUGCCCCUCGAGGAUUGCACCUCCUCCUCCAGAUCACCAUCAAUUGGAUAUGAAAAGUGUUGCCCUUCAAUUGUGGCAACAGAGGCUGGAGGAGAAAGAGCAAGAGGCAGAGGAGCAGGCAAACUUGGCAGCCGCAGUCGCCGCAGAGGAAGAAAAAAGGUUGCUUUUGGAGGCUGAAACCGCCAAAAAUAGAGAGCUAGGCCCACCUUCCGCACAUCAAGAUGCUCCUCCGGGCGAAAAUAAAGUGCUCGAGGAAGGAGAUGAAAUUCAGGGUGAGGAUGAAGUGUGCAAAGAAGCUGAAGGAGAAGACGGAGAGGAGAAAGAGGAGCCUCCAGUCAGAGAUGAAGAAGCCGAGCGGCAAAAGGCAGAAACCGAGGCCAUGAUUAAAGAAACUCAACCCCACGAGUUGAAUUUGCGAAAAAUGGCAGUGCUCGGUGGGGUUUUGCACUUGGACUUGCUUGAGCAGCCUCCACAGCCUAGAGAGUUGAAUAAAAACCUUUCACUCACUGUGCUGUCGGAGCCGCUAUCUCUGCAAAAGGUCCACUAUUACGUAAUGUAUGUCCCUCCGCCUCCACCUGAGCCGGGGAAGAAGCGCCUGCCAGAGGAGAUUGAAGCUGAAAUCAAACUACAGGAGCUAGAAUUUGAGAAGAUUGCACAAGUGCAUAUUAGCUUGCCAAAUAGCGUCCUCUGGUUUGAGCCACCGAUUGUGGUUGGCUGGGACGAGAAGAACCAGUAUUGGAGCACGGAAGAUCUGCACGACCUGAAAUUUUUUGAGGAAAAACAACUUUUGUCUUUUCGCGCAGGCAGACUCGGGCCUUUGGCACUCGCCGCUUUCAAAUACACAAAUCUCCCUUACCAAACUUGGGAAAUGAAACCUACGCCAAACGGAAUCGUCCUCUCAAUUACAGCCGCCGUCGUAUUAGUUGAAUUCAGUUUUAAAGAUGGGUUGGUUUGUCUCAGCCAGCUACAAAAUGGUUCAACUGCCGCCCUUCAGGACCAAAUCGGAAUUUACUUUAAGCCCCAAAAGUUAAUAAAAAUCAUGCGUCUCGGUGGCGUUGACGUUUUUCCACCUCACGAUGCCCACUGCUACAUGUCCGCGGUCGCUCCAAAACAGAGAACGCCUGAGCGCCACUUGUAUCAGUGCAUGGCUUUUGCCGCAAAGUCGCACUGCUUCGCCUGGAGCAGGUGGAAUUUACUGGCUGGCAUGUCCAAAAUGGUCUUGCAGAUGAAAGAGAUCAACGUUGAAGAUAAGAAAAAAUCGCAAGCUGAGUACGAAAUGCUCUUGGUCACUAGUCAAAGGUCGAGCGUUGUUCAAUGUACGGAAGUGAGUCAAAGUUUUAGUGAUGAGCCUGCGCCAGGAAUGAAGUUUUAUGCUGACGUUUUACAUCUCCUUCUGGAGCAUGGGUCUGCCACAGCAAAAUCGCACUUGAAAAAUCCCGAAGUGGCACUUGUCAACACCGUGUUCACAAUUCUCGACGCAACAAAAGUUUUGAGUUUUUCUUAAUAAAAAAAUAUUGCAUUUUAAAAGACCGAAUGAAUAAUUUUAUACUUCAACAUGAACUUAUGCAACUGGAGAUGUGUAGGUGCGCAAACGGUUGCAUAAAU